UACUCAGACAUGUUCAUCUAUCGUUUGCUUCCAACGACCGAACAUCUCCUGUUGCAGUGCGGUGAUAUAAUACCUCACUACUGUUUUCAUCCACUCUUUUCUUCUGGAGCAGACAAACCCUCGUUAGAGGAUUAACAAUGCCUGGAAAUAAACGACAGGUUAUCGUGAUUGGAGGGGGCAUCAGCGGUAUGUCUGCUGCCAAACUACUUCACGAUCAGAAUAUAGAUGUACUGGUACUGGAGGCACGGGAUAGAGUCGGCGGCAGGACACACACGGUUAGGAACGAUAAAGUUAAGUAUGUGGACAUCGGAGGGUCUUACGUGGGACCAACUCAGAACAGAGUCAUCCGGCUAGCUGAGGAACUGGGCAUCCAGAACUACAAGGUCUUCGACGAAGAUGCCGCUCUACUCUCUCUCAAUGGGGGACGUAAGAAGUACUACUCCAGCAUGCCCACCUCCUACAACCCCUUCGUCAUGAUGGAUAUUAUACAUUUCUGGAAGCAAGUCGAUAUACUCGGAGAACAGAUUCCAGUCGAUGCACCAUGGAAUUCAGUCAUGGCCGAAGAAUGGGACAACAUGACUACAUCUGAAUGGUUGGAUAAGAUCUGCUGGUUCUCCUAUACCAAGAAGGUGGCCGAGGCCUUUGCCAGGACUGUCUUUGCGACGGAAACUCAUAACAUGUCCCUUCUCUUCUUCCUUUGGUACGUCAAGAAUGGUGGAGGAAUAUACAGAAUCAUUUCAACAGAAAAUGGGGGUCAGGAAAGGAAGCUGAUUGGGGGCUCCCAGCAAAUUAGCGAAGGAAUAGCAGAUAGACUUGGAGAUGAAAACCUUCACCUCGAGCAUCCAGUAAAAUCUAUAUCACAGGAAGGAACAGGAAUCACUCUCACAACAGUCAGUGGCAAGACAUUUGAGGCAGACUAUGUAAUAAGCGCAGUACCUAUGGCUCUGCUUGGAAAGAUGUCAUUCAAUCCUCCACUAUCACCACUCAAGAAUCAGCUCAGCCAAAGAAUUCCAAUGGGAUCGUGUAUCAAGACGAUGACGUACUAUGAAAGACCUUUCUGGAGAGGUUUAAGCUUCUCAGGUUUCAUCUUGACUGAUGACAUCGUAGCUGCUACCAUUGACGAUACCAAACCCGAUGGGAGCCUUGCUUGCCUUGUUGGAUUUGUCAACGGAAAAUUCGCCAGGAAAUACUCAUCAGCAUCCGAGGAAGAAAGGAAAAUGCUAGUGGCCAAGUGCUAUGCCAAAGUAUUCGGGAGUGACGAAGCAUUGAGACCAACAAAUUAUGUGGAGAAGAAUUGGAUGGAGGAAGAAUACAGCGGAGGAUGCUACAUGGGAGCCACGCCUCCUGGUGUACUGUCCAUAUAUGGCAAGGUGAUGAGAGAGCCAGCAGGUCAGGUGUACUUUGCCGGGACUGAAACGGCCAACCAUUGGUCUGGUUACAUGGAAGGAGCCGUCCAGGCUGGGGAGAGGGCAGCCAGAGAGGUUCUCCACGCUCAGGGCAAGAUAAAGAAGCAAGAUAUCUGGCAAGUGGAGCCUGACAAUCCAGAUUGGCCCUACACCAAAUUCGAGAUGAGCUUCUUAGAGAGAAUGGCGCCCUCUAUCAGUGGUCUGCUUGGCUGUGUCGGUACGUGUGCAACAGGUCUCCUUGUCGCCGGCCUGGGCGUUAUGUACAACGACCAAAUCCGAAGUUUCCUUGGAAAGUAAGACAAAUUUUCCUACGGAAUUGGGAGAAAAAGCUGAAUGACAAUUUAAAGCUGGGUGGUGAAUAAUGACUUCAAAAUACAUCAAACUAUGAUAUUCGAUUCAAUUUCAGUUCAAAUAAAACAAACAUUUACUUUCAUCUAUAAUUUUUAUUUUCA
This is a messenger RNA of Strongylocentrotus purpuratus (purple sea urchin), 1858 nucleotides long. Its product is annotated as amine oxidase [flavin-containing] B. The transcript is spliced from 17 exons. Gene Ontology annotation, molecular function: oxidoreductase activity. Bases 138 to 1703 code for a protein of 521 amino acids. The record is from RefSeq and is a predicted model, not a curated record. NCBI's taxonomy places the organism in Eukaryota, Metazoa, Echinodermata, Echinoidea, Camarodonta, Strongylocentrotidae.